AUGUCCACUCGACCUCAUCGGCUCGACAGCGCCAGAUCAAAGACGGGAUGCAUUACAUGCAAAAUCCGCCGUGUCAAGUGCGGGGAAGAGAAGCCGCGGUGUUAUCGUUGUAGCAGUACCGGCAGACGGUGCGACUACGCUAUUGCAUCAUCAUGGGCUUCGAAAUCGCUGUCCCUGGAUCGUCGCUCAGAUGUGAGGUCUAGUAUCUUUCCUUUGAGUGACCUCUCCUCGUAUCCUUCUGGACAACGCGAACGACGCGCCUUUGAGUAUUACUUCCACCGCGCCGCUCCCGCCUUGUCGGGUGUGCUGGACUCGAUCUUCUGGCGCGGGACAGUAUUGCAGAUAUGUCGCUCCGAACCGGCCAUAUGGGAUGCCAUCAUCGCCCUGAGUGCAUUAUAUGAACGCCCACCCGUAACUGACUGCCCACCGUUCUCGUUGCUCGCCAUGGCCCCUGUAGCUCGAGAGCUACGGCACCUCCAAGCGCUCUCUUGGUACUCCCGUUCACUGGAGAGUCUGCAAAAACGGCUCCAGAAGCCAACACUGGACCCUGCAGUUGCCCUGCUCAGCUGCUUACUCUUUAUAACCAUCGAGCUCCUGCAGGGAAACAUGUCUGCGGCUGUUACGCUUUACCGACAAGGGAUGAACAUGAUCGCAAAUAAUGACGCAUUAGUCGCAGAGACACCCCGGUCCACUAUUUUAUCCGGAGAAUUCCAUACGGUGGUUGCACCAGUCUUCGCUCGCAUGGGCGCAUUGACUCUAAUUCUAGCUGGAGUGGCCCCAAUCCAACAGUCACCCGCGGAUAUCAUACUCAACCAAGGCUUCUCCACGCUGACCGAGGCACGAACUGCCCUCUACACCCUCCUAACAGCAUGGAAGCUCCUUAACCAGGAAGCAAAGCAAGCUCAAACCUCCAAUUAUAACGGAGAAAACCAAAUCCUCAUCUGCAACACCCUAUAUACGCAAAAGCAGGCCCUCGAAUCCCGUCUCCUAGCAUGGCACCGCGCCUUCCAAACAAUAAAACCUGACCCCACCCUAUCAUCAACCUCACACAGCGGCGUCUCCUCCACCCUCCAAAUGACCUACCUAAGCAUCCUCAUAGAGACACGCACAUGCCUCGCCGAGACGGAAACAGACUACAUUGCACAUGAAUCCGACUUUGCACACAUCCUGUCCCUCGCCCCCGCCGCACUGGCCAUCACCACCAUUGCUGAUGGUGACAGCCAACCGCCUUUCACCUUUGAGAUGGGCGUCGGCCUACUCCUGUUCAUAACCGCGCUAAAAUGCCGAUCGCCAGCGUUGCGGAGGGAGGCGUUACGGUGUCUGCGGCUUGCGCCGCCGGUGCAGAGCUUGUACAUGUGUCGGCCGUCGGCGCAUGUGGUGGCUGCUCUGGUGUCGCUGGAGGAGGAACUGGAUCCGAGUGGAAGAGGCGUGAUGUCGUUGGAGGAGGUGUUGGGUUCGUCUGGUCGAAGGCCGAGGGCAGAUUGUCUUGUAAGGGAUUUUGGAGUGGUGAGCUCGAGAGCUAAGGAGGGGCGAUGGCAGGCGUGGUUGAAAUAUCGUCGUGGGUGCGUGAAGGGGGGAAAGUGGAUGAUGGUUCUUUUGCCUGAGGUUGGGGCGGAAGCUUAG
Aspergillus udagawae is the source of this 1623-nucleotide messenger RNA. Its product is annotated as Zn(II)2Cys6 transcription factor. The coding region runs from base 1 to 1623 and encodes 540 amino acids. Gene Ontology annotation, molecular function: DNA-binding transcription factor activity, RNA polymerase II-specific; zinc ion binding. The record is from RefSeq and is a predicted model, not a curated record. The transcript has 2 exons. Gene Ontology annotation, biological process: regulation of DNA-templated transcription. NCBI's taxonomy places the organism in Eukaryota, Fungi, Ascomycota, Eurotiomycetes, Eurotiales, Aspergillaceae.